This is a messenger RNA of Cyclopterus lumpus (lumpfish), 2319 nucleotides long. RefSeq lists its product as uncharacterized. The record is from RefSeq and is a predicted model, not a curated record. Gene Ontology annotation, biological process: regulation of transcription by RNA polymerase II; anatomical structure development. Gene Ontology annotation, molecular function: RNA polymerase II cis-regulatory region sequence-specific DNA binding; DNA-binding transcription factor activity, RNA polymerase II-specific. NCBI's taxonomy places the organism in Eukaryota, Metazoa, Chordata, Actinopteri, Perciformes, Cyclopteridae. The transcript has 10 exons. The coding region runs from base 141 to 1676 and encodes 511 amino acids.
AAACAAAGCCAGACAAGCUCAGAGGAGGGAAGGAGAAUUAGCUCAUAUAACAGAGGUGCUGCUGAAGCUACUGACACCAAUACUCGUCCGUUGUUAUUUGGUGGUUGUGUGCAGCAGCUGAGCACACAGUGAUCCCCAUCAUGAUGACAACCAAGAGACUGGACCAUUUUGAGGUGGUGUGUGAGUGGGCUUCAUGCAACUUCAAGGGCCGAACCAUGGAGGAGCUGAGCGAUCAUAUGUCUUUGCAUUUGAAAGACUACCUGGGAGACAACGAUGCCUUAGAGGAGCUGGAUGAGUAUGCUUGUCUCUGGAAUGGAUGUGUAUUUCUGUCCAUGGGUAGCCCUGCAGAGCUGGAGGUCCAUGCGUACUUCCACAACUACCACGGUAAGCUCAAGUUUGUCGGGUCACAGCUGCUCAAGUCCCGUCCUGAUCUGCCCAGCUGCAACCAAGGCUUGCACAGCAACAACCUCGUUCCUGAAGGAUCAGAUGGAUACGUUUGCCAGUGGAAGCACUGUGAUAGUACAUUUAACAAUCCUGAGUGGUUCUACAGACAUGUGGACAAUCAUGUUGAAAGUGCUGAGCCACAGUCUCUACCGCAACAACUGCAGGCUCUUUUCUGCCAAUGGACAGGCUGUGAUGCUUUCUUUAAAAUCAAAUACCGUUUAAGAGAACACAUGCGGAGCCACACUCAGGAGAGACUUGUUGCCUGUCCCACAUGUGGCAGCAUGUUCUCCAGCAACACAAAGUUGUUUGACCACCUACACAGACAGGCCGAGCCUGUAGAGUCGCUGGUAUGUGAACAUUGCGGCAAAGCUUUUUCCAGCGAGAGGCUUUUGAGGGAUCAUGUUCGUCAGCAUGUGAAUCAGGUGAAGUGUCCCUUCUGUGACAUGACCUGCACCACUUUGGCAGCUUUGAAGAUCCACAUCCGGUUCCGCCACUGUGAUGAGCGUCCCUUUCCAUGUGACUUCUGCGACAAGAGAUUUAAGAACCAGCCUGAUCUACAAAAGCACACUGAGGUUCACAAUGAGGGCGCUGUGUAUCACUGUACAGUGGAAGGCUGUGACUAUUCCUGUCACACAUUCCAAACCAUGAGCCACCACUACAAGAGAGUACACGAGGUCGGGGGGAUGUCCAAAUAUAAAUGCCAUAUCUGUGAUAAGGUCUUCUCAUGGUGUUACACUCUCACACUUCACCUUCGCAAGAAGCAUGAGCUGAAGUGGCCCUCUGGACAUUCCCGCUUCAGAUACAGAAAGGAUGUAGACGGCUUUCUAAAAGUCAACAUGGUGCGGUUUGAGACUGUGGAAGUGACAAAGGAGAUCAUGAAGAACAUGGCCAAAAAGCCGCAGAGCCUUCGGAAAAGUCAGAGAACCAGCAUCCGGAACAAGAGGACUGCGGUGACGCCAGAGAGCGUCCGGAGCUCUCCUGCAGGAUCCUCCUCGCCCUCCUCGAGCUCUUCGUCCUCGUACUCCUCAGAGCUCUCUGGAGGUGAGGAUGCUUCGUCUCAGCCCAGCCCCAGAGGCAGUGACUCUCCCGUCUACUGUGUCAUGAGCACCAUCCCCCACAUUGAGGAGGAGCCUGGAGGAUCUUCUCAGGAGGAUUGUGAUGGUAGUGGGACAUCUGGAGCAGUCCAGGCCCUGACGGAGGUUGCGAGGGGCCUGGGCAUGGACGUAGUGUGAUUAUUGCAUGCUGCACUGCAUCGGGCAUCCAUCAUCGGCACUCUUGUAGCUGUUAUGAAAUGACAUUGGUUUGUCUCUUGUAGAUUGUUUUACUGUGAAGCUACCAGUGGAGACUUUUUUUCCAGCCAAAGCUUUUAUGGUCUCCAGUGUUUUUAGAGUGGUGUGCCAUUGAAAUGGUUCUGUUUGCACUGGUUUUGGAGACCAUACUUUUAUUCUAGCAGCUCUUAACUCUGAUGCCUCAGCUUCGUGACGUCUCCCGUCUAUGGGAUUGCCAGUUAAUCCCGUUAAUGUUUCUGAUGAAGCUUACACAAGUGAGAUGAGUUGAAAGUACUACAAAGCUAGUUAUUUGUAAUGUUGUUCUUUACACACCAUGUUCCAUUGUUUAUAUUAUUUUAUAUUUCCUUUAUGUCGAUUGCCAGAAGAAUUCGGAAGACAUCAUUUUGUAUAUAGUCUUGGAAUAUCGCUUGAUUUUAUUGUUACAAACUAGACUCUUAAUAUUGUAAGAGAGCAAUGACAAUAUCAACCCUUAACCAGCUGCAAUAAAUGUUAAGUUUGCAGAUUUACAAAUAGUUUUGUAAUUUUCUUCUUCCUCCAGACAUGAACAUUGUUAUCACCUGACCGAUUAAAAGAAGCGAGCAAGCGA